This is a messenger RNA of Dracunculus medinensis (Guinea worm), 234 nucleotides long. The record is from the annotation of a GenBank genome assembly. NCBI's taxonomy places the organism in Eukaryota, Metazoa, Nematoda, Chromadorea, Rhabditida, Dracunculidae.
AUGAAAUCAAUGUUGAUGAUCGUGUUUAUUGUCACCUAUACGGUUUUCGAUAUGGCUUUUGCGAACUCAGAUGAAAAUGCCGAAGCACAAUUCAUGAACAUUCCGAGUGAUGAACUGCGAAAACUCGUAAAGAGAUCCGAUACAGUUUCUCGAUUUUUCAAACGCAAUUACGACCGAAUCACGAACGAAACGAGGGGAAUAUAUAUAUUUCCUUAUGGCCGACGCCAGCCAUAA